AUAGCGCUUAAGUUCUGUGUGACCUACAAGGACUACAAAUCCCGACAUCCAGUGCGGCGCGUCCUCUCACUUCCGGGUGAGUCAAGAUGGCGGUGAUCUCGAAAGUGGCGGCAUUCCUGAAAAAUGCCUGGAACAAAGAACCCGUCCUAACCGUGUCUGCUGGCAUUGGAAUAUUGGCUGUUCUACUUCCCAUAGUCAGUCCUUACAAGAAAUAUGCUUCAAUGUACAACGAGGCUGUGCCGUACACUUAUCCAGUUCCAGUUCGAGAUGAUGGAAACAUGCCUGAUAUCCCCAGUCAUCCCACUGACAAGAUUGGGCCCAACUUGGAUUGGUUGAAGAAUUUGUAACCAUAUAGACAUAAUCAGAAUUUGUCCUAUCUGAAGACCGCUGUAGACUGCUACCAAAGUUCCUUUUAUUGUGCUCUUUGUCUUCAUUUUGUAACGAGGCAGUUGGGUUAUUAUGUUGUAAGAAAAUAAAUUAUUCUCUUUAAAAUGAAAA
Messenger RNA from Pseudophryne corroboree (corroboree frog), 498 nucleotides. RefSeq names its product NADH:ubiquinone oxidoreductase subunit A3 (gene NDUFA3). Gene Ontology annotation, cellular component: mitochondrial inner membrane. The transcript has 4 exons. NCBI's taxonomy places the organism in Eukaryota, Metazoa, Chordata, Amphibia, Anura, Myobatrachidae. The coding region runs from base 87 to 347 and encodes 86 amino acids. The record is from RefSeq and is a predicted model, not a curated record.